UGUGUCUUUUGUUUUGAAGAAAAAUGGAGACUAUACCGUACCAUUCCUUACUGGAAGUGAACGAAAAGAAUGUGGAAAUUAUUCGCACGAGUCUUAAUUUGGAUGUGAACACAAUUAAAAAGAAUUUGGACGCGAUCGAGGAAUGGGCAAGGAAACAGGAACAUUUAGCUGAUGCAUUUCGAUACAUAAGUCCCAACAUGUUAGAGUUAUUACAUUUACUUGGAAAAGGAUCAGUGGAAAUGACUAAAACCAGAAUUGACAAAUUGCUGACAACCCGAGGAAUGUUACCCGAAAUCUGUCUGAACAGAUCUGUUGAAGAGUUUACAGAUAUUUCGGAAGCCAUAAAUUUUGUAAUUUUACCAAAACAAAGCCCUAAGGAUCAAUCAAGGAUCAUAGUGACGCAGAUCAGAAAUUGGGAAAAAUUUUCUUUAAUAUCGUUCCUGAGAUACGCCUUUAUGAUUGCAGAAUACAGAAUGAACUUCGAGUACAAUACGUGUGAAAGACAUAUCUUAGAUUUGAAAAAUGUUAAAAGCAUUAGUGCUCUUACGAAACUCAAUCCAAUGCUUCUAAAGAAAGCAGAAAUUUUGUGCAUGAGUGGUUACGGCAUGAGAAUCAGUGGUAUUCACCUUUUAAAUGCACCAUCGUUUGUGGAUAAAAUCGUGUUCCUGUUAAAACAAGCUCUUAAAGAAAAAGUAGCAAAUAGACUUAUGGUGCACAGUUCGUACGAUGAACUGCAUAAAGAAAUACCUAAGGAAAUUUUACCUAAGGACUUCGGGGGUGAUCUGCAAAGCUGCUCAGAAUUAGAAGAGCAAUGGAAAAGCGUUCUUAAGACGGAGGAAGCGCAGAAACUAAUAGCUUCGUGUAAUAAACUUGUGGCAGACGAAUCAAAGCGAAGUGCGUGUAAAUUUAACGAAGAAUACAUGGGAAUGCCUGGCUCCUUCAGACAGCUUAUCGUAGAUUAAAAUUCUCUCCUAGCCCAGUGUCGUGUUCCUCGUUGCUGAGGAUCAAGAGCCUUUUCAAUUAACAGGGCUCUCUC
Maniola jurtina (meadow brown) is the source of this 1036-nucleotide messenger RNA. Its product is annotated as alpha-tocopherol transfer protein-like. The record is from RefSeq and is a predicted model, not a curated record. The coding region runs from base 24 to 962 and encodes 312 amino acids. Gene Ontology annotation, molecular function: phosphatidylinositol bisphosphate binding. Lineage: Eukaryota; Metazoa; Arthropoda; Insecta; Lepidoptera; Nymphalidae. Gene Ontology annotation, cellular component: membrane. The transcript is spliced from 7 exons.